Molecule: messenger RNA, 722 nt
Organism: Linum trigynum
Lineage: Eukaryota; Viridiplantae; Streptophyta; Magnoliopsida; Malpighiales; Linaceae
Source: the annotation of a GenBank genome assembly
UAACAAAUUUAUAAAAUAACCAAAUUGUGUGAAGCAUAAAAAGUUAAACAAAGUGUAUGAAAACCCUCCUAUUUUGUAAUUCUUCCACUCCAAAAUUUCUUUUAUUGUAUUUAGGAAAAACAUUUUUAAUUUGUGAAAUACGGAAAGAAAGAGGUUUUCAGCAUAUUAAUGAUGUUGUUGUGGUAGUAGAACUGCUUUGAUUUUGUAUUAUAAUUCUUUUUCGCUAAGAAUUUGAUUUAUGGUGUUGCUAGUAAUUCGUAUCUAAGUUUAUAUUGAACAAAUUUUAUAUAUGUCCAAACCCUGACGACAGAGGGGACAUGUCAGUGGACUUGCCCGACGUCUAUGUACCACCCAGCUGGCCACGCAAGCGUGGUGAUACGUACGGAAGACGAAGAUCGUCUCCGACCUAGCAAACUCUUCCAAGCAGAUCGGGCAUUCUCGGUUCGCUCUGGAGCCUAUAUGCUUUGCCACAUCUGCGAAGCUCCUCUCCUAGGAGGAGGAGACUACCUCGAGCUCUGCUGCGACAGCUGCAUGGUCGUCCGCCCCUUGCAGGAUCCGGGUUCAGGUUCCCGCGCUGAACCUACUGCUGCUGGAUGACAAAGCAGUAUAGUAGCCACGAACCUACGCCAAAAACAACGAUGAAAAAGAAGACAAUCAAGAAGACUACAGGUCCUGAAAGUCCUGAUCCUAAGUCUAAAUGCUAUUAAAAUUAACGGGUUGAC